Scomber japonicus (chub mackerel) is the source of this 5009-nucleotide messenger RNA. RefSeq names its product MTSS I-BAR domain containing 1 (gene mtss1). Gene Ontology annotation, cellular component: cytoplasmic side of plasma membrane; actin cytoskeleton. Lineage: Eukaryota; Metazoa; Chordata; Actinopteri; Scombriformes; Scombridae. Bases 150 to 2438 code for a protein of 762 amino acids. The transcript has 14 exons. Gene Ontology annotation, molecular function: phospholipid binding; actin binding. Gene Ontology annotation, biological process: cell projection assembly; plasma membrane organization. The record is from RefSeq and is a predicted model, not a curated record.
AGUAUAUUUCAGAAGUUGGCUGCAAGUUGUUUUUUUUGAGAGGGGGAGAAGAAGAAGAAGAAGAAGAAGUAGAAGGAGGAGGAGGUGAAAAAAAGAGAAAAGUUUGCGUGUUGGGAAGUAGAGGAGGAUUUUUCCAGCCUGUGGAAAAAAUGGAUGCGGGUAUAGAGAAGGAAUGCAGCGCCUUGGGAGGGCUCUUCCAGCUCAUCAUGAACGACAUGAAGGCCAGUUAUCCUACGUGGGAGGAUUUUGUAACCAAAGGAACCAAGCUACAAUCACAGCUCAGGACGACCAUCUUGGUGACUGGAGCCUUCCUGGAUGCUUUUCAGAAGGUGGCAGACAUGGCGACAGGAACCAGAGGUGCCACCAAGGAGAUCGGCUCAGCGCUGACGAGGAUGUGUAUGAGACACCGCAGCAUCGAGUCCAAGCUCAAACUGUUCACCACAGCUCUCUCAGAAAGUCUCAUCACGCCGCUGGAGCUGAAGAUGGAGGAGUGGAAAAAGGUGGCGAGUCAACUGGAUAAAGAUCACGCUAAAGAGUAUAAGAAGGCGAGAGCGGACAUCAAGAAGAAAUCAUCAGACACCAUCAAACUGCAGAAGAAGGUCAAGAAAGGGAAGGACGAGGUGCGUGGCCAACUGGACAGCGCGUUGCAGGACGUCAACGUGCGUUACGUCGUCCUGGAGGAGACGGAGAAGCGAGCGGUUUGCAGAGCGCUGGUAGAGGAAAGAGCUCGCUACUGCAACUUCGUCACCAUGCUGAAACCUGUACUGGACCAUGAGAUCAACAUGCUGGGUGAGGUGACCCAUCUGCAGACCAUUUUGGAAGAUCUGACCAACCUGACAGCUGAGCCCAACAAACUCCCACCAGCCAGUGAGCAGGUGAUUUUGGACCUGAAAGGUUCUGAUUUCAGCUACACCUAUCAGACGCCUCCAGCCUCUCCCAGUGGCACUCUGUCCAGGAAGAGCAGCAUUAGCAGUAACUACCAGUCUGGAUCAGUGAGACACGUUCCCUCCUUGGACUCCAUCAGCUGUGCUGUGGAUGGAGUACGCAUCCAGGAUGCAGUCGGCUCCAACAAUCAGCUGGCUUCUGGAGGAGCGGAGAACGGCCUGCUGGCUCCCCCACACAACGUUUACCAUGGAGAGAGAGCCCGCGCCAUGUCUGCAUCUGGGAAGUCUUGCUCGGCCCGUGAUCAGUUGGCGCUGACGUUGGGCGUGUUGAAUUCGGACGCCCCGAGGAGCAGCAGGGACUCUCUGCACUGUUCCAGCGGCUACAGCACCCAGACCACGACCCCGUCCUGCUCUGAGGACACCAUACACACACACACAGUAAAGAGAGAUCCUCCCCUCUAUGUUGACUACGAGUCCAUCUCUCUCCACGGAGACGCCGACUCCAUCUCUUUACAUCAUCUCUCUCACAUCAACAGCCAAUCAGACUUCGACAAAUCUUCGACCAUCCCAAGGAACUCCGAUCUCAGUUUCCAGUACAGGAAGUUUGCUCAGUCCCAGCGCCCCACCUCCACCGUCAGCCUGUUGGCCGAGCAAGAAUUGAUUGGCGGGUCUGUACGCCAGCUGCCGACUCACACGGCAACCAUCAGACGCAAGCCGUCGUCCAAGCCGGCGUAUCGUAGGGGUACGAUCAGCGGCGGGGUUCCCAUACCCAUCUGCACCCCUCAGAUCCCCCUCAAAGCAAUCGCAGGAAACGGCGGCAGCGAUGACAAUGUGUUCGCAGUGCCCUCUGCUGUAGGAGCAGGAGGUUUAGGUCACAGUAAACUCUGCACCUCCACGCAGAGCCUCAGCGCCUUGCCUCCCAACUCCUCUUCCUCACCGUACUACCAGCUGGUCCCGGGUCAGAUGCCCAUCCCGGUGCCCGUACCCACCGUACCCUCCCUGCCACCAGAUGGCAGCAACGCCAAACAGCAUCAACAGAGACAGUACCAGCAGCAACUACACCAACAGCAACAGCAACAAAUCAACCAACAUUUAAACCAUCAGCAGCAAAGUGGGCAACUGCUGCAGCACAACCAACAACUGCAGAUUCAACAGCAGCAGCAUCAAUAUCAGCAGCAACAGUUUCAUCAGCAGCAGCAGCUUCAGCAACAGUUUCAGUAUCAACAGUCUCAGCUGCAGCAUCAGCAUCAGCAGGAUCUGUAUCAGCAGCAGCAAGAUCAGCUGCAGCACCUGAACCAGCAGCAGAAACAGAAGCUGUUCCAGCAGCAGCAGCAGCAGGCCUCCGUUGCCCAGGGAGACCCCUCCGCUCCGGGCCACAGCGCUCACUACCAGCCCCAGCCUCCUCCGCCCUCCAUCCAGGACCAGAACCCGGAGCAGCCGACCCAGGAGGGAGAAGGAAACAUGCUGAAUCUCAUCAGAGGGGUGAAGCUCAAAAGGACCCUCACCAACGAUCGCUCCGCCCCUGCGCUGCCCCCUCCGACCAAUCACAAAUGAGGCUUCCCUGCUGGUUAAACUGUCAUGUUUAAAUGGGUCCAGCAAACACGUAGACUUUCCUGUUCUCAGUACAGAUUGUGGACUUGACAAACGCGCUGAUUAAUCGCUGGAACUCUUCUUGUGUCUUGUUUGAUUUUAAGUUCUGCGUUAAGAUUUUUCUGUUUGUCUUUUAACUUUUUUUUUUUCUUUUUGAGAUUUUGUUAUUAUUUCCUGUUGCUGCAGCGACCAUCUUUUGCCUUUUUUGUUUUUGCAUUUCGAUUGUGGAUAAAGUUUUUGUUCGACCCAGUCUUACCCAUGGAACCAUUGAUUGUUUUUAGUUAGUGCUCACUUCCUGUUCAGACGAUUGUUACACGGCUCGUUAAUCAGCCGGACAGGAAGCUGUUAGUGUCUCAGAUCCUCUUUGAGUUCUGGGGUGUGUUUGAUUUGCCUUUUUUUUGCCUAGACUCCCAGGAGGGUGGGGUUUAUUGAUUAGUCCAAUAGCUCCACUAUUGUGUAACGUGGUUGAACCAUGACGUGCGGAGGUUUUAAUGUGCUGGCUGUGGGUAAGCAGAGGGUCCCGUGUAUCUGAAUGGUGAGUGGCAGUACUCGGCUCAGUCUCGGUCAUCUCACAGGGUCAAAUACUGAACCUGACGCUCAUGACUCUGGAAUAAAACAUCACCUGGAUCUGUAGAUUGUAAAUAUGUCAGAACAAAGAAAAAAAAAAGCUUUAGGAGCAGCUGAGGAGGUGAUGUUUUGCUUAAUUUCACAUCAUCCUUUGCCUCCAUGUAGAAAUCUUAAAUAGACAUAUCGGGAUGCCAAAUGGUGCAGCUGAAAGUCACUGCUUGUAGUAAAGGAUUUAAAAUGUUACUGAGGUUGAUCAUCUGGUAAAUAAUUAGCUUGUUAAUAUUCAGAAUAAUCUUGAUUAUAAGUCAGUGAUUCGUCGGCAACUUUUAGAGGCAACAUGGACGUUGUUGGAGAAGCAGAUUGGCGACUGUGGACCACAUUCUUGCUGAUAACAUAGCGGGCUAUGAGGAGCAGAACUAUAGAGGUUCACAUUAAAAGAACUUUGAUUUCUUUCUGUUUCUAAAGACACAGGAUCUAAUAUGUUUAAUAAAGACACUGCUAGAAGUUGCUUUUGUUUGUGUGUUUAAAUUCAGCCCCCCCCCUCAUAAACACUUAGUUUCAAUCAGCAUCCAAACUGGAAAUCUUCCAACUCUUUACGUCCUGCUUUAGAGUUCAGGACUGUGUGUGCAUUCAGGCAACGUUUAUUUAUCUUUUUAUUUAUCUACAGAGUUUGGUUAGGCUCCAAAUAGCUGGUUCUAUUUUGGAUCUGGUUCCAUGCUGCUGAAACAUUUGGGUUUGUUAUCACGUAAAUUGAAUUAAUCCCUUCAUCCAGUCUAAUAUUGUUUUGGUUUUUUUUGGUUCCAGACCUCUGAAUCACCGCCCACAUUACAGAAAAAUGUGUUGCAGCUAAUUGAUUGGAUGUUUUACCCAUUUAGAAAAUCAACCAAGCUAAUCAAAGCUUAGGAGCGAUUAGAAAUGAGGAUGUAAUCUUCCAGAAAGCAGAAAAAUAACAGCAAAGUGGAACACAGUGUGCAAAGUACUGUGUGACUGUCGGAGAGUUAUCGCAGACUGUGCUUCCUAAAAAAAGUAGGUCUGCCUCAGCCGCAAUACUGCACGACUCUCCGUCCUGUAUGCUGGUAAAAAAUAUAAUGUCAAUAUUUUAAAAGAAGCUGAAAAAUGCACAAACCCAACUCAACGCCACACCACAGCACAUUGCAAUAUUUCUUAAGUCAAUUACGGAUCCAACCUGCCAGUAUUAUCUCCAUGCCAACAGCUGCAGCAUCAAUAUAAAAUAAAAGUGGCUUAAUUAUUUAGUUUUUAGGGACCAAGAUCUCCUGAGACAUCCCUGGUUUUGCACACUGGUCAAUAUGUAGAAAUAACAACUCCUACAUCAGCAUUUUUCUUAAACUGCUCUGAACAACAGCUGCCAGAGGUUUUGUGCCCCCAAAAUGUUAUUAGAAAUGGCCGUUCAGUCAGAUCAUCAUGGUUCGUGUAUAAAAUGUUCAGGUUGUCUUUAAAUUGUAAAUAUGGUAAAACUUUGAUGUACUUUAAUUCAAACUUUUGUUACUUAAAGUUGUUAAUAAGCCAAAUGCAGAUGUGCGUUAGAGCAGAGAUUCAGGGGGGAGGGUCUGAUUAGAUCAUUAUUAAACCCUGACAGGUACUGCUGAGCAGUAUUAAGAAGGAGAGCAGAAAACUGAAUCAUAUAGAGACUUAAAAGGUUCAAAGGUCAUAUCAACCAGCUGUAGACUUUAAACUUGACUUCAGCUGCUGUCUGUUACAUAUGAUGAUGCUGAAAAACUUACGUUGCCUCUAAAAGUUGCCGGCCGAGUGUCUCUCACAAAGCAAAGCAUGCUGGGACGCAGGGUCGUAGCUACCACUGACACACUGAGGUCAUGUCCUGUUCUUCUUCUGUGUCAUUUAAAGGGUUUCAUGACAUGAGAAGGUUACUCGGGCUGCAAGUAUCAAGUAUUUUUUUUAAAUUAUUGAUUAAAUUGUUGUAUAUUGUUUUAUUUAAUCAUUUGGUCGAUA